Molecule: messenger RNA, 3233 nt
Organism: Scophthalmus maximus (turbot)
Lineage: Eukaryota; Metazoa; Chordata; Actinopteri; Pleuronectiformes; Scophthalmidae
Gene: ap5m1
Product: adaptor related protein complex 5 subunit mu 1
Exons: 8
Coding region: 153-1628 (491 amino acids)
Biological process (GO): endosomal transport
Cellular component (GO): lysosome; late endosome; cytosol
Source: RefSeq, a predicted model, not a curated record
ACGUGAAACAGCAACAGGAAGUUGGUCGCCGCGUUGGUGACAUUCACCGUGAGGUCUGUGUGUAUCGUGUAAAUGCGUGAUCAAAUGUGAUUGUUGAUAUGUUGCAAGGGAGAUUUUUAUCAUAAUUCGAGAAAUUCAGCGCAGCCGGACAGAUGAGCGUGCGUGCUUUGUGGAUUAUUUCUCACGAGAAGGGAGAAAAUGUGUCGAUACGCUUUUCAAGAAGGUUCUCCACCGUGGAGCACCGUGCGAAGUGCCUGGCAGGUCCCUCUCAUGUAGCAGUCCCCGAGGAGAGCACUGUGCUGCAGCUCCUGCUCACUGAGCUGGGCCUUUCAGACUCAGACAAGUCCUACGUGGCUCUCAGGGAUGAUUGCCUGCACCGCCAGCGGUCACCAGCGCUGGAGCUGCAUGUGGAUGGUCCUGGAAAGGGAAUACUUUGGCCGGUGUUGGCCAUCUCACAAGGGCCUCUUAUCCUGGCUUGCCUGUGUUUAGUGGACGCCCCUCCUGAGCCACGGCCACCCCUGGCAAACCUGCUGUCUGUCUCACAGGGCCUCACACUCCUGGCAGGCCUGCAGAAUUUUCUCCUUGGCUCGGGGAACAAGCCUGAUAGUGAGGCGCUGGCCUCCCGCCUGGCGACGCUGCCCUCUGUGCUCCUGCAGGUUUGUCCACUUGGCACACCCCUGGAUGUGCCGUUACUGGGGCCACCUGCUACGCCCACGGUGCCCACACCUGCUGGGAACCAGAAGCAGCCGGCCUGGAAGACGGGGCUCCACCGAGGUCGGGCUGUUGUGAACGUGGCGCUGAAGGAAACCGUACGCUCCAUGCAGUAUGGUAGUCAGAGCAGACAGGACCUCUGGGAUGUUUACGGCACAGUGACGUGCAAAUGUGAAGUGGAGGGGGUGCUCCCAAAUGUGACGGUGACGCUCACACUCCCACCAAACGGUUCUCCACUGCAGGACAUCCUGGUCCAUCCCUGCGUCACCUCACUGGAUUCUAGUAUCCUGACUGCCAGCAGCGUCGACAACUCUGAUGGCUCAGCUUUCUCUGGGCCGUAUAAGUUCCCCUUCUCUCCCCCUCUGGAGCCGUUUAGACUAUGCAGUUACACAUCUCAGGUUCCUGUUCCCCCUAUCCUUGGAUCCUAUGAACUGAGGGAAGAAGAGAACCAGCUGCGCGUGUCAGUAAACCUCAAACUUCAUGAAAGUGUCAAGAAUAGCUUUGAGUUCUGUGAAGCACACCUGCCAUUCUUUAACAGGGAUCAGAUGGGUGCUGUGGAUGUGAAGGUGAGCUCCGGACAACUGGAUGUCUCAAAGGAAAAUAACCUGCUGGUCUGGACCCUGGGACAGAAGUUCCCUAAAUCUCGUGAGGUCACUCUGGAGGGCAGGAUCACCUUUUCUGGGCCCACACCAGGACCGACUGACCCCCUCUGCACAGAACUUACAGCCUACAUCAAAUUGUACUUCAAGGUGCCUGACAUAACGCUCUCUGGCUGCUGUGUGGACCAGCAUUCAGUGCAGGUUUAUUCCUCUGCCAAAUCAAGAAUUGUAACAUCCCGAGAACUUCAAUCCAAAGAGUACUUUAUAUGGAAUUCAACAGGUACUGCUCCGGUGUCCUCUGGGCAGAUGAUGCUGUAGCAUGGAUCCAUAAAGAGGAGUUUGGUGAAAAGCUGCGCGGUUCACUGUCUUUAAUAGGACCAAGGACUCAGGACUAAGGUCAAGAAUAUUCAGUGAUCCAGACUGGAUAUGUGACCCCAUUAAAUUCAUUUGUUACAGUCUUGUUGUUGCUGCAAUGUUCACAAAUAAUAGAAAAUUGAGAGAGACGUCAAAAUUAAUUGUCAAUUUUACAUGUUAUUUAAUAUUCAUAUGUAAAUGACACAAUCAUUUUGCUUUCACUCAGGAAAGGUCAGUGUGCAAACUAUGACUGGCAGAAGAAUAUAUUUUGCCGAUGGGUGAUCACUACUUAAAAAAAAAAAUGUCUGCCCUUGUGCCCCUGUCUUUUAUCCUGCAACCUUCACCCUCCCUCAAAUUUGUCCCAUUGCAGACACAAGGGCCACCCCUCGUUCUGACAGUCCCACUUCAGUGGCUCUCCAUCAGCCGGAUAAUUAGCGGCUGGGACCUUGUCAUCAGCUGUUGUGGGCCUGGAGGAGACGGGCGGCUGGGCUGUGAAAGGCCAGGCUGCUCUGGCCAGUGUGUUGGCUACAAAAGGCUCCUCUUUUAGAGCUGGCAGGAGUCCUUACCGCUACCAAUCACUCACCCCCACCUCCUUUGACCCCCCCGUCCCCGCCCUGUCAACUAGUGGUUAGUUCAAACACACAACCUCUCCAACCAGACUAUGAUUGAGCGCUGACCCUCUGGCCCUCUGAGAUUUUAAAAGCAGCCGGUCCCAUUCAGCGAGCAGGACCUGCCUAAUUGGUGAAAAAGUCACAAGGGCGGUAAUGGUCGGGACGCCUUUUGAGGUUUCAGAGGUGUUUUAACUCAAUUAAUGUAGAACAUCAAGUAUUUGAUUUUUGAUCUUUAUUGUUACAACACAAUUGUCAGGGGAUAUCUCCAUUUAUCUCAAAUAUACAGAAGUUAUUUGGAGACGUGCUUUUUCAAAGUUAACGAUUAUUUUACCUGAGCUAUGAUGACUUAAAUGUAUAAUAAUGGAUAACCAGUCGAUGAAGGGUUAAAUCAGAGGCCCACUCCUCAGCAGCCAGACUCCUCUGAGUGCCCUCAUUGUGUGCUGUUGGCCUCUUGUGCCCCUCGCUGGUCCAAAUGCUACAUUCUCACGUGGAUUUCCACUCAGAAGGCUGACCAUGACCAAUCCUCUGUCAAUUGGAACCAAUUGCUCACACGGCAUCCUUCACCUUCUUUUUAUGUAGCGGUGCGGAGUGGCAGACACCAAGACCUCUCGGCUCUCCCCUCCACGAUGAUUUGGCUUUAAGGCCCAGUGUGUAUGGCUAGCGAACUGGAAAAGGAGACGUUUUUUUUUAUUUUUUACGAGUCGGGCCACUCUAAAUCUCCUCGGUGUCCCAAUAUGUGGUCAGUCUGGCUCCUCAUGUCUGCAGUCACCGGCCUCUCGCUGGCAGACUUUGCUUUGUUGAUUGAAUGGUUUGCUGAGGAGAUGGACUUGUUUUAAUGUGCUGCCGUGGUCCAUUGCCUUCUGCUCACACGUUUGGGCUAUAAACCUGUUCUGCUUUUCUGAAUCAAUAACAUAUUUCAUCAUUGUUUACUCUUGAAUAAAUGCAAACAUUGAAGAGA